Spodoptera littoralis (African cotton leafworm) is the source of this 953-nucleotide messenger RNA. NCBI's taxonomy places the organism in Eukaryota, Metazoa, Arthropoda, Insecta, Lepidoptera, Noctuidae. The record is from the annotation of a GenBank genome assembly.
UAUAAUAACAUACAGUACCUAAAUUAUAAUUUAGUACAUGCACUUUGUAUGUACAGAUAUGAUUAUACUGAUAUUUCCCGAUGAUAACCUGGUGUCAUCGUAUAUAUUCAUGAAGGAAAGGACAAUACAGUACCUAUCAAGUAUCAAGUCAGUUGGUAUAUAGUGCUGCAACAUUCAUUCAUUUUGAUCGAGCACCUCAUUACAAAAAUUCUAAUAUGUUCCGGAGUGCAGUGAUUGCGCUGUCUUGUUUGCUGGCGUACGCACAUGGUCAUGGCCGGGUAGUGGAUCCAGUGGGCAGAGCCUCUCUCUGGCGUACUGGCUUGUUCUCUGACGCACCACCCAACUAUAAUGAUAACGGCCUCAACUGCGGCGGACUGCACCACAUGCAUUUUCGUACUGGAGGAAAAUGCGGUAUUUGUGGUGAUGCCUACGAUAGGCCGCAGCCUCGCGCCCAUGAGUUAGGCGGAACGUACGGCCAAGGACACAUCGUCGCUACUUACGAACAGGGCGAAGUCAUCAGCACCAAAGUUUACAUUAGCGCUAACAAACUGGGAUACUGGGAGUUCAGACUCUGCCUGGAUCCUCGCAACCAAACACAGGAAUGCUUCGCUAACAUUCUUCUGGAGUUAGAAGAAGGGGGAACCAAAUACUACCCGAAAGGGAAUGGUUUAUUUGACGUGAACUACCGCCUGCCUUCGGAUGUGGUAUGUGAGCACUGCGUGCUGCAGUGGAAGUACACAGCAGGCAACAAUUGGGGCACCUGUGCAGACGGUACGGGGGCCCUCGGCUGCGGCAUCCAGGAGAACUUCUUCUCCUGUUCAGAUAUCAGUAUUAAGAGUACACACGGCUACACAUCGAGCUUUACAUAACCAGUAUAAACUGAACGUUAAAUGUGCGGAAAGAUGAUGCGACGCGACACCAGGUUAAACUGGUUAUUUAUAGAUUUGUAUUAU